Aspergillus eucalypticola CBS 122712 is the source of this 1175-nucleotide messenger RNA. RefSeq lists its product as uncharacterized. Bases 330 to 785 code for a protein of 151 amino acids. The transcript has a single exon. The record is from RefSeq and is a predicted model, not a curated record. NCBI's taxonomy places the organism in Eukaryota, Fungi, Ascomycota, Eurotiomycetes, Eurotiales, Aspergillaceae.
AUCCGCGGUGGACUGAUUCUAACAUGUUGUAUACUGCAUAUGGCCGGCGACGGCACCUCAUUUCAAACAUGGAUGCAGAUCUGGGCGGAGGAGUGCCGUCGCGCACAAAAACUGAAAAUAACCAAUCCUGCCGUACUCCCGCCAGCCAUUUUCACAGACUGUGAGAAAGUCAUGCGCGCCUCAGGGCGUAACCCAGGCCGAAUGGAAGACCACCCGGAAUACGUCGUCCUCCCGUUCAAGCCGCCCGAAGGCCUGCCGCCGAAGAUGCUGCCAAGAACCACCGGGCUCAGGCCUUCUAUUUCUCGCCGGAGGCUCUGGCUGCAUUGAAGAUGGACGCAUCACCCAGAAAUGCAUCGGAACCGACAGACGUUCCGUGGAUAUCGACCAACGAUGCUCUGUCCGCAUUGCUCUGGCGAACGGUAAUGGCCGUCCAGUGGCCGCUAGAAACCCUAGAUGGCGUCAACCAGGAUCAAGAAUCAUUCUUCAACAUCGCCCUGAAUGGCCGCUUACGGACUGAUCCUCCAGUCCACCCGAACACGCAUGGCUGCUUUUCCGAAUACAUCGGCGUAUCGAUGCCCGUUCGCAAGAUGCUCACUUCCGCCCGCUUGGCCGAUCUAGCUGUCUUGAUCCGGAAGGCAUUGCACCGAGUGAGCAAUCAGCACACCGACGACGUGAUUUCCUUGAUUGAGCAGCUCGACGAUAUUAGGAAGAUAUUCCCGGCGUCACUGGUUGAUCUACCAGGAUUUAAUUGCAUGCUGACUUCGUGGGUUGACUAUGCAUUGUAGAAGCUGGACUGGGGUACGUUGCUGGGAGGAUAUAUUGAGUCGGUGCGGGCGCCACAUGUCGGGGUGAUCAAUGGGUUGCAGGUGGUGUUUCCAAAUCCGCGCGAGGGAGGAAUGGAGGUUCUGGUUGGGGUUGCGGAUGGAUGUUUGGAGAGACUGCUUAAUGAUCCGCUAUGGAUGAAGUAUGCCGUGGCGCGGUGGAUCUGUUCCGGAACAUGUAUGAUGGUAAAUAUGGCUUGGUUUUGUACUGCUCUUUCGGGGAUGUCAACGCAGGUGGUAUGUAAAUCCUUGGCACAUGCAGUAGCUGCAGGGUUUCGCAUAUUCAUUGCCUAUCUGGUGGUAGAAAUGUAGCAUCAAAUCAUAUGAAGUAGGGUAUUAUAAGAAGAUAUACAG